Metarhizium robertsii ARSEF 23 is the source of this 1485-nucleotide messenger RNA. Its product is annotated as F-box domain-containing protein. Lineage: Eukaryota; Fungi; Ascomycota; Sordariomycetes; Hypocreales; Clavicipitaceae. The transcript has 3 exons. The record is from RefSeq and is a predicted model, not a curated record. Bases 1 to 1485 code for a protein of 494 amino acids.
AUGUCAGUUUUGGAACAGCAUUUGUGGCCCAAGCUUCAAUAUUUAGAUGCAAAGUCGAUAUUUGUCGUCCGCUCCGUUUCUCAGUUAUUCAACUCUAUAGCAACUCCAAUCGCGUAUCGAAGAGUUGUGUUGAACGAGUUGAUUGUGCGUCCAGAUGCCCAGACGCUGUUUUCCAAAGCGCUGGAGCAUAUUUCAACGUAUACCAAUCAUGUCGUUGUUCGAAACAACCUGAAGCCUUCUGGCAUAAGGAAAAUUUUGUCUCGUGUAAUGAGACUGUCUUCCGUCACCCUAUGCUACGUGCAGGACGAUAGUCAUGGCGCAAGCACUUGGCCGAUACACGAUGUCCUUGACUACGACCAACUACGUACUCAGAAUACAAAGGUGAAUAUAGAAAAUCUCCCCUUGGGAGGCUCGCAAAGUGACUUGCAUGCGUCACUGCUUGAUCCCGCAUUUACAAGGCACCUGGUGUCAUUGAAACUCGCCAGACCAACACCGCCAUUGACGACAAAAGUAGAUUCGUUGAAGCGUCUUUUAGUGCAGUGCUCAUCUUUGGAGACGCUGCAUUAUGAGGACCUGGGCCAAGGCACCAGCUUCACGUUUUCUGCAGGAGAAUGUCUGCCACCGCUUUCCAAUCUGGUUUUGAAAUCGUACGAUUGGUCACACUCUGCAGAGGAGGUAGAAAGACACUGGAACCUGUCCCAAAUGAAAUCUCUCGUUCUUGUUUCUGUGCCUGUUUUGAACUUUUUGAAUUCCAUUUCUCCACCAGACUUGUGCAACCUGACGAGGUUGCAGGUACACGAGAGCUUGGCACACGCCUCUGACGGGCGAGAAGAGGCCACCCGAAGACUAGAUUUACUAGUGAGGAAGCACAUCAGAGCCUUGGAAGUCUUGGACAUUACCUGCCAUACCAACCUAUUCCACAUUGAUUCUAUUUUGCAGCAUGGUGGUUCUCUUCGACAGGUUCAUUUUCGCGACCACGUCGGAUUCACAGACGAUGAUGAUGAAUGCCCGACGUUGCGGGCCGAAGACGUCACAAGGCUGGGGCAGGGCCUGCCGUUUGUCCACACACUCGAGCUGGACAUGGACGUUGCACUGUGCUAUCCUCCCGAGUUUCUGCGUGGCAUAGCCUCCUUUCCGAUGCUCCAGACUCUGAUCCUCCACGUACAGACGCUGCUACGUGCGACCGAGAAGGACGACCCGGCUCGGGACCGUGACUACGAAUCAGCCAUGCAGGUGUUUUCCUGCCUCGUACGGCUGCGGGAGAAGAGCAACCCCGACUUUGCGUGGAAGAGCAUCACCAUCAAUGUAGGCGGAUGGCGCCGGGUCAUGUUGCGGAGAAUGGGCCCGGAGUGGAGGAGGAAGAAUGCACGGGGCAUAUUUGCAGAGAGAUGCUUUGUGCUCGAGAGGGACGAGAAUGGUCGGUACAGGGUUGCCGAGCAAGAAUGCCACGACGGGUCGCAGUACAUUUCGACGUCGCAGCUCUGA